CCUUCACCCUCUCGCGGCUGCUGCUAAUCAAUACUCCUACGGCCGUGGAGCGUAGACGGUGAUCUCCAAUGGAGGAAGACAGGUUGAAUUCUCCCAGCACAUCAGCUGUGCUAAUUGAUGUCUUAGGGUAUCAUCUGCAUUUGUCUCAGAAUCCUAACUCUAAGCAUCUCGGUACAACUGUUUGGGAUUCAUCUAUGGUCUUCAUCAAGUUCCUGGAAAAGAACAGUAGAAAAGGUAGAUUUAGCCCAUCCAAGCUGAAAGGAAAACGUGCUAUUGAGCUUGGAGCUGGUUGUGGUUUAGCUGGUUUAGGAAUGGCACUAUUAGGAUGCGAUGUAGUUUCGACAGACCAAAUUGAGGUCCUACCUCUUCUAAUGAAGAAUGUUGAGCGCAACACUUCAUGGAUAAUGCAAGCAAAUGAUUCAGUGAACUUUUGCACAGCUUCCUUUGGUUCUAUUGAGGUUGCUGAGUUGAAUUGGGGAAAUGAAGAUCACAUAAAAGCUGUUUGCCCUCCAUUUGAUUACAUCAUCGGCACAGAUAUUGUUUACGCAGAGCAUUUAUUGGAGCCACUUGUUCAAACAAUUCUUGCUUUAUCUGGACCUAGAACAACAAUUAUGUUAGGUUAUGAGAUUCGGUCAACAACCGUUCAUGAGCAAAUGAUUCAGACUUGGAAGGAAAAUUUCAUCGUAAAAACUGUGCCAAAAGCUAAGAUGGACAGCAAAUAUCAACACCCAAGCAUUCAGUUAUUCAUCAUGGAACUGAAGCCUACAGCUAAGCUUGAAGGAAGUCUGCAGAAUAAAACUCCUAUUUCUGAUGAUUUAGAUGGAGCUGAAAGAAGCUGCUGACAAAUGGAGCCAUUGCUGCCCGGCUUUUAAAGUAUGUUACAAUAUCUCAAAGAAAGAUUUACAUGCAUACCACUUAAUUCUUAAUGUUUUUACAUAUCUAACACCUAAAGCAUAAUUGUAUACAUAUAUGCUAUCUCACCCAUACAUGAAAAGGUAUAUUUUUACAUUUAAUAAGUUAAAAGUGGUGGCAUUCCUUAUGUAAUGUGGUA
Messenger RNA from Phalaenopsis equestris, 1051 nucleotides. RefSeq names its product protein N-lysine methyltransferase METTL21A. Bases 69 to 842 code for a protein of 257 amino acids. The record is from RefSeq and is a predicted model, not a curated record. Lineage: Eukaryota; Viridiplantae; Streptophyta; Magnoliopsida; Asparagales; Orchidaceae. The transcript is spliced from 9 exons.